AUGAAACCGAAAGACCCACUGCCGUGGCAGGAAACGGCUGGAGUCUUUUAUCGGAUCUGGUGCCGUUGUGGACCAAGCAACUACGUCGGAGAAACCGGGAGAUUACUCCGGACGCGAAUGGCCGACAAUGUAGCGGCGGUGAGGAAGAAAGAAGCUAACUCCCAGGUUGCAGCUCACUCGACGGGACACGGCCGUAUUUUCAAGUUUAACGAGGCCGAACUCUUCGCAAGAGACGAAGUGGUGCCUUUUAUUGAUACAGUCGUCUUCGUGGAAGAAAUAAUUCAGGCGGAAUUGCUCAACUUGAAGGAAUCGACCUCCGCAGGCCCCGAUGCAAUCCCGACCAAUCUGUUGAAGAAGCUAGUUUCUAAAAUGGUCAAGCCCCUAGGCUUAUUAUUCCAAGCGUCAUUUGAUACUGGUAGUGGAGGUCGAGCGUCUGUGAAUAAUUACAGGCAAAUGAGUCUUACCUCUAUUUGUUGCAAAACCAUGGAGAAAAUCACAAAGAAAGCGCUGAUGCAGUCUCUCGAGCAGAAUCACCUCCUUUCCGACGCCCAACACGGCUUUCGCAGUGGCUGGACCAAAGCACGUAGCGAUGGCAAAAUGGUUCAUGACAGCUAUAUUGACUUCAAAAAGGCCGUCGACAGCGUCUCUCAAAGACGCUCGCACAACCAAGAUAACUUGCUCUACACGAGCAAGUAA
Messenger RNA from Dibothriocephalus latus, 696 nucleotides. Lineage: Eukaryota; Metazoa; Platyhelminthes; Cestoda; Diphyllobothriidea; Diphyllobothriidae. The record is from the annotation of a GenBank genome assembly.